AUGGAUGCAGCGCCGUACGAUAAUGUAGAGUUUCCUGUCCGCAAACCGGGAACAGGAACAUGGCCUGGACCAGGUCAGCAACAGUCGCAGAUUAAAUUGAUGAGCCAAACCAGUAAGGAUAGGUCCGGUGGUGCCAAAUUAGCACCACUAAUGGAAACCAUGGAAUUAGCAGAUUCUGAAGACCAGCGAAAUCAAUCAAAAACAGUUACAGCCUCGUCCAAAAUAAGUUCUUCGGCAGUAGGUGUUCAAGGUAUUCCACAGUUACAAUCUACUACUGCUAUUAAAAGCAGUUAUCUAUUAUCCUCUAGUGUCUCAUCCAAUUCAUCUCAAAGCAAUCAACAACCACAAUUAGUAAAUGCAACAUAUACACCACAGAAAGUUUCUAAUCAACAACAGACAAUCAAAUAUAAAGCUGAUACUCGUUCUACCAUCACUACCGACCAAGAUGAUUUCUUUGAUCGUAAAGAUUUUAGCGCUGGUUCUAGAAAUAUAUUAGAUAAAGCCUAUUCACAACAUAAACAUUUCUACAGACUAAAUGCUAAAGUUGUAGAGGAAGGUGGUUUAUUAAAACAAGAUGUUUUGGACGUGUAUAAAAAACAGGGAGAAGUUUUUACUUAUGAACAAUUAUUACAGGGUAUGUUAAUAGAUGGAGAGAAGUUAUUAUUAGGAGGUAGUUGGUUAUAUGUUACUGGUGUAGAAUAUCUUGAUGCUGAUGGUAAUAACGUGCUGAAAGAACCAGUUGGCAAGGGUCGAAUCUGUUUAACAAACCAAAGAGUUUUAAUUUUAUCAGCAGAAAUAUACAUUGAUGCAUCAUUAUCAGAGCUUGGUAAUAACAAUAAACCAUCAACAGAAUAUAAACUGGACGUGAGAAAAACCAACUCUACUUAUUACCAAAAUUUACCAUUAACAUGUUUUCAUAGCGCUGAUUUAAACAUUAGUGUUGGUACCUCGGCUAGCAGUAAAAUCAGUAUGAAGAAACCUGUCUGUAAAGGACUUUGUUCAUGCUUUGGAGUGGCACCGUGUGUAACAUCAUGGCAGUCAACUCCACCCAUGACGACAGCAUUUAACAAACGUAUAAUCAGAGUGGGGGUAUCCAUGCCUCCCUGGGCAACCAGAAUGACUUUACUGUUUCAUCUUGAUCCAGAAAUGUCGUUAACGGUGGCUCGUGAUUUUAUAUCUCAGCUACAAUACCAUGCUCCUCUCAUGCAUUAAAGAGAGUGUGCCACGAUUUGCCACGAUUUAUCAAUUCUUAUUAAGUAGGGCCGUAUAUAAAGAAGUUUCCUUAUCUUCUCAGUGGACACAUCCAAUCAAUACAAAUCCAAACGUUAAUGUCCUUUCUAGGCCUGUUACAAAACCCUGCAUUUUCCCCUUAAAAAAAGCGUAACAUUUAAUUAUGAAUAAAUGAUGUAGGCUUAUUUAUUUUUGUUGAGAUUAUGGUUAGCUUUCCACUACUAACUUGACUACAAUGCAAGGGAAAUUACUCUUAUUUCAUAAAUUCUUUUAAUUUUGAACCUGAAACCAACCAGCAUUUGAAAGGCUUUUGCAUAAUAUUAAUGUAUGAAUUUAAAACCAUGUAAACCUAAAUUAUUUUUUAUCCAAUUUCCCUCCUUAUGCAAUCUAUCUAAAUGUUUUCUUCUGUCCAUUAAUUAAACGGUGCUCUUUGUUAAUAUCUGUUGUACAUAAAUUCAUUUAUUCAUAUUAUUUCAUGUAUAUAUUUUAUUUCUAUUAUGUUUUGAGUUAAAUUGAUUUUUGUUCUGUAUCUGUGUAUAAAUCAAUCAUAAUUAAAGUUUUGUAUUU
This is a messenger RNA of Lottia gigantea (owl limpet), 1797 nucleotides long. RefSeq lists its product as hypothetical. Lineage: Eukaryota; Metazoa; Mollusca; Gastropoda; Lottiidae. The coding region runs from base 1 to 1212 and encodes 403 amino acids. The transcript is spliced from 6 exons. The record is from RefSeq and is a predicted model, not a curated record.